This is a messenger RNA of Lathyrus sativus (Indian pea), 939 nucleotides long. Lineage: Eukaryota; Viridiplantae; Streptophyta; Magnoliopsida; Fabales; Fabaceae. The record is from the annotation of a GenBank genome assembly.
AUGUCGGACGCUUUUUGCAGCGACUGCAAGCGAGAGACGGAGGUAGUUUUCGAUCACUCAGCUGGAGACACAGUAUGCUCAGAGUGCGGUCUUGUACUCGAAUCCCACUCCAUCGACGAAACCUCCGAGUGGCGUACCUUUGCUAACGAGUCCAACGACAACGACCCCGUCCGUGUUGGAGGUCCAUCCAAUCCACUCUUAACCGACGGCGGUCUCUCCACCGUCAUCGCUAAACCUAACGGCUCUUCCGGCGAGUUUCUCUCUUCUUCUCUCGGUCGCUGGCAGAAUCGUGGCUCUAACCCUGAUCGUGGACUUAUCCUUGCUUUCAAAACUAUUGCCACUAUGUCCGAAAGGUUGGGGCUUGUUGCAACCAUCAAGGAUCGAGCAAAUGAGAUAUAUAAGAGGGUUGAAGACCAAAAGUCUAGUCGAGGAAGAAAUCAAGAUGCUUUGUUGGCUGCUUGUAUCUACAUCGCUUGCCGACAAGAAGACAUACCACGAACUGUAAAGGAAAUUUGCUCUGUUGCAAAUGGGGCGUCAAAGAAGGAAAUUGGCCGAGCAAAAGAGUACAUAGUGAAGCAGCUUGGUUUGGAGAAGGGUCAGACUGUGGAGAUGGGCACAAUACAUGCUGGUGACUUUAUGAGGAGAUUCUGUUCAAAUCUUGGUAUGAAUAAUCAAGCUGUUAAAGCUGCUCAGGAAGCUGUGAAGAAAUCAGAAGAAUUUGAUAUAAGGAGGAGUCCUAUAUCAAUUGCUGCUGCAGUUAUAUACAUCAUAACUCAGCUUUCUGAUGAUAAAAAACCUCUCAAAGAUAUAUCAAUUGCCACUGGAGUUGCUGAAGGAACUAUUAGGAACUCUUACAAGGAUCUUUAUCCCCAUGUUUCAAAAAUAAUACCAAAUUGGUAUGCAAAGGAGGAGGAUUUGAAGAACCUUUCUAGCCCUUGA